Messenger RNA from Alternaria postmessia, 588 nucleotides. RefSeq lists its product as uncharacterized. Gene Ontology annotation, molecular function: DNA-binding transcription factor activity, RNA polymerase II-specific; zinc ion binding. NCBI's taxonomy places the organism in Eukaryota, Fungi, Ascomycota, Dothideomycetes, Pleosporales, Pleosporaceae. The coding region runs from base 1 to 588 and encodes 195 amino acids. The transcript has a single exon. The record is from RefSeq and is a predicted model, not a curated record. Gene Ontology annotation, biological process: regulation of DNA-templated transcription.
AUGGCUCGUCCCCUCAGACCACUCCGUCCUGCUGCCAUUCGUCCGCGCAACGAGCCGCUCCCUCCCCAACCCCGUGAUCGUGUCGCCUCCGCAUGCGACCAAUGCCGCACACGGAAGAUAAAAUGCAACGGCGAAAGACCUACAUGUCUUGAAUGUAUCAAGCGCUCCACCGCAUGCCACUACGCCACGCAGUCAGCGGAAACACAGAACCAGGCCCUAAAGCGCAAGUUCAAAUUGUUGCAAGCCGAGAACGAGGCAUACACUGAGUUCUUCGAGUUGAUGAAGACUGGUUCGGAUAGUGAGAACCGGGAGUUGAUGAGAAGGGUCAAGAUGGGGGGUGAGAUUGAGGAUGUGUUGAAUAGAAUUAAAGAGGCAGAUUUACUUGUUCAGUUGAAUCCGAGAGUAGAAGAUGGGAGCAGAGUGCAGUAUAUAUUGCCGAGUUUGGCGAGCGUGGUGCCGAAAACGGGCAUGUUCAUGCCCGAUAACCCUUAUUUCGCUUCGUCGUCGGGGUCUCAGGCGGAGUCUUCUCAUAGGAAGGGUUCAGAGUCGAGCGAUGCAGCAGCGCAGUAUCCAAGUCCGCCGGUGUAG